ACCCAACUCAAGUAAUCUUGUAUUAUACUAGUACUCCCGAUGAAAUUGCUCGUAUAUUUCGGUUUGAUUCAGACCGGUUGAAUGAAAUUGAAUCGGUUUGGUCGUUAAAGUUGUGCUUUGUGUUCGUUGUCACUGAAAGCUAGUGUCUUGGGAUGUUUGGACAUACAGACAGUGUGAGUGCUUGAGCUGGGGGAAAAGGAGCGAUUCAGGUUGAGAGACGAUGAUGUUGAUGAUUCGGAGUGCCAAAGCUUUGAGAUCUGUUCGGCCUCGAUUCAUGGAGACAGCAGGUACCCUGAGAAUUUCUCUAUUCCACAGAACCCCAUACGAGCUCUUGUCUUUCGUCUGCGAAAGAACCUUCUCUGGUGGUAGCGAUAGAAAGAUGUCUGCUUCUUACAAAGAGAGACUGAGAAGUGGGAUUAUUGGUAUCCAGAAGGAUGAAGCUGUUGCUCUGUUUCAGUCCAUGAUUAGGUCUCGCCCUCUUCCAACAAUCAUAGAUUUCAACAGAUUGUUUACUGCAAUGGCCAAAACAAAACAGUAUGAUCUCGUGUUGGAUCUCUGCAAGCAGAUGGAGUUGAAUGGGAUUGCACAUAACAUCUACACUCUCAACAUUAUGAUCAAUUGCUUCUGCAGGCGUCCUAAACUUGGUUUUGCUUUUUCUGUGAUGGGAAAGAUGUUGAAACUUGGUUAUGAGCCCGACAGAGUCACAUUUAACACCCUUCUCAAUGGCUUAUGUCUCGAGGGUAGAGUCUUUGACGAUGUGGAGUUAGUUGAUUGUAUGGUCCUAAGCCAACAUGUACCAGAUCUCAUCACCCUCAACACUCUUGUCAAUGGACUUUGUCUCAAAGAUAGAGUCUCUGAAGCAGUGGAUUUAAUAGCUCGAAUGAUGGAUAAAGGAUGUCAAGCCGAUCAGUUUACCUAUGGUCCGAUCUUGAACAGAAUGUGUAAGUCAGGGAACACUACAUUGGCCUUGGAUCUACUCACAAAGAUGGAAGAUAGAAAAGUCAAGCCUCACGUAGUCACAUACAAUAUUAUUAUCGAUAGUCUUUGCAAAGAUGGGAGCCUCGACGAUGCACUCAGCUUUUUCAGUGAAAUGGAAACCAAAGGGAUCAAAGCAGAUGUCUUUACCUACACCUCUCUCAUAGGAGGCUUCUGUAGUGUUGGUAAAUGGGAUGAUGGUGCACAGUUGCUGAGGGAUAUGAUUCGAAGGGAAAUCACCCCGAACGCCAUCACUUUCAGUUCUUUGAUUGAUAGUUUUGUGAAAGUGGGAAAGCUUUCUGAGGCUCAAGAUCUGUACAACGAGAUGAUCAAAAGAGGCACAGAUCCUGACACCAUUACAUAUAAUUCUUUGAUAUAUGGGUUGUGCAUGGAGAAGCGCUUAGAUGAGGCCAGAGAGAUGCUGGAUCUGAUGGUUAGCAAGGGAUGUGAUCCAGAUAUUGUGACUUAUAGUAUCCUUAUAAACGGCUACUGCAAGGCUAAACUGGUUGAUGAAGGGUUUUGUCAAUCUGGAAAACUUAAUGUUGCCAAAGAACUCUUCCAGGAGAUGGUUUCUGAAGGUGUUCAUCCUAGUAUUAUGACUUACGGUAUUUUGCUGGAUGGGUUGUGUGACAAUGGAGAAGUAGAGGAAGCCAUGGAAAUACUUGAAAAAAUGCACAAGUGUAAGAUUGAUCCUGGUAUUGGUAUAUAUACUAUCAUCAUUCACGGUAUGUGCAAUGCAAAUAAGGUCGAUGAUGCUUGGGAUCUAUUCUGCAGCCUCUCUCUCAAAGGAGUGAAGCGUGAUAUUCGGUCAUACAACAUAAUGUUGUCAGGAUUAUGUAAGAGGAGCUCAUUGUCUGAAGCGGAUGCAUUGUUUAGAAAAAUGAAGGAAGAUGGGUAUGAGCCAGAUGAUUGUACGUACAAUACACUUAUCAGAGCACAUCUUCGAGGUAGUGACAUAACAACUUCAGUUCAACUCAUUGAAGAAAUGAAGAGGUGUGGGUUCUCUUCAGAUGCUUCCACCGUAAAGAUUGUUAUGGAUAUGCUAUCGAGUGGUGAAUUGGACAAAAGCUUUCUAGAUAUGCUUUCUGGUCCUUCUCGAGAGAUAGCAUCAUCGUUGGAUUGAAAUAAAUCUUCUUGUGGUGCUGAGAAUUCAAUGAAUCGUCAAAGAUCACUACCAGCACGAUCAUAACCAUUACCAAGAUUCUGACUCUGGCUGUUCCUCUUUCCUCCGUGGCUGGUUCGUCCCUCCUAACUUCCCGCCAUUAAAACUUAGUUAUUGUGUCUGUGUGCACUGAUUCGAUUCGUGCGUGUUUCUGGUCAAUCUUGGUUAACUCAUUGUGUCGGGUAAAUGAAGCUAUAAUUGAGAGUUUGAGAUUUUAUGUAUUGCUUUUUUUUUUAGAUUCUCUUCUGAGCGAUUGAUUGAUCCGUGACACCUUUGGAGCUUAUUUGUCUGUGGGUUUAAAGGAUCACUAACUAAUGUUUUUGGUUCAUUGAACAAGUCAGUGUUUCGGUUUCUGAUGUUUGGAACUAUUAUUAGGAUCAAAUGAUAUCCUGAUCAGAA
This is a messenger RNA of Brassica rapa (field mustard), 2536 nucleotides long. RefSeq names its product pentatricopeptide repeat-containing protein At1g12775, mitochondrial-like. The record is from RefSeq and is a predicted model, not a curated record. Gene Ontology annotation, molecular function: protein binding. NCBI's taxonomy places the organism in Eukaryota, Viridiplantae, Streptophyta, Magnoliopsida, Brassicales, Brassicaceae.